AUCACCUUCCCUAUACUGUUAUUCACCCUCUAAUCAACGCGAGUCGAGUGAGAUACUCAGGGCGAGCAUCUGCCACGAUGAAUGUCGUCAUGUUCUUUCGUGCUGUAGUCGUCUUCCAAAUCCUGGGAGUUCUCCGGGCUGCCUCGCUGCGCGAUCCGACCACAAGGCUAGACAUUCAAAGACUUGUUUUAGUCCCUAUCAUAGGAUAUCGUGGAUUGGCGGCGAAGGAGGUUUUGGAUGAGACACAGAUUCUCGAGGAACAUGUUAGUCGGGCCACCGGACGACUCCGAAUGAUGUUAGGCUCCCGUGAAUCCGCUAUUGUCACUGCAAGACACCGAUUUCAGCGGUCCUCCCAAUCGUUCUCGCCUUGGACACGUAGAAAUCCGGACGUACUCCGCAUGGCGAAUCCCAGUACGGUUCACGUGGACCAUGAUCUCAAGUCCGCAACUGCGGGCGAUGACCCCCCUGCAAGAGAAUCGGACUCUGAGGUCACUCCAGCUCAGGGGACUGUUUACCCCCACAGCGCGGGACUGAAUAUUGAAGGAACAGAUAUUGGCUAUCUGACAGGUGUGGAAAUCGGAACACCUCCUCGACGAUUUCUCAUGCUUGUGGACUCGGGCUCGGCCGACAUGUGGGUUGGCGCACAGAAUUGCCACGGGGACGGUGGAGAAACCUGUGGCGAUCAUCCAUACCUUGGACCCGAAUCAAGCUCGUCUUUUUCUGAUAGUGGUCGGCCCUGGGGAAUCAGUUAUGGCACUGGCUACGUGUCCGGAACGCUUGUAACAGACAAUCUCAACUUUGCGGGAUUUGAAUUGCGCAAUCACACAUUCGGUGUGGCUUCAAACGAGAGCAGUACUUUCACAGUACAUGACAAUCCCAUGGAUGGAGUCCUCGGAUUCGCGCAACAGAGACUAUCUACGCAAGAUACCCCGACAUUCAUCAGUUCUCUAUAUACCCAGGGUCUGAUUGAGAAGCGGAUCGUUUCGUUCAGGUUACCUCGCCUGUCGGACAAUGCAAAUGACGGAGAAGUAACAAUCGGAGGAAUGGAUCCGACCAAGUACCAGCCGUUGUCGAUGGCUUGUGUUGCGAACGUGAACCAAGCAGGAUUUUGGGAAGCUUCGCUGGACAUGAUUCGAAUCCAUGGAAAGGAUGCCAAAUUGACUGGGAGGAACUGCAUAUUCGAUACAGGCACAGUCAGUGAAAUCUUUAACCGCCCGAGGUUUAUUGACACGUUGCAGACGUUACUGAUUGCCCCCAAGAAUGAUGUGGAUGCCAUUCAUGCCCUGAUUCCAGAUGCUCGGGCUUCGGCAAACGGUUGGACGGUUCCCUGUAAUACGACUGUGACGAUCUCGCUUCAAUUCGGCGGCAAAGAUUUCACGAUGACUCCUCGAGACAUAGCAUUCUCGCCGGUCAACUCUUCCAAACCCGAUGGCAUGUGUUCAUCUGCCAUCGCACCCGGCGGUGUAAGCGAAGGACCAACGCAUUGGCUGGCCAGUUUCAAUCCAGACAACUUCCUGUUCUCACCGAUCUAA
This is a messenger RNA of Mycena citricolor, 1532 nucleotides long. The record is from the annotation of a GenBank genome assembly. NCBI's taxonomy places the organism in Eukaryota, Fungi, Basidiomycota, Agaricomycetes, Agaricales, Mycenaceae.